Chara braunii is the source of this 2643-nucleotide messenger RNA. The record is from the annotation of a GenBank genome assembly. Lineage: Eukaryota; Viridiplantae; Streptophyta; Charophyceae; Charales; Characeae.
CAUCAACCAGACACAUUUGCGGGAUCUCCUAUCCGAUGAGAGCCGUUGUGCCUCCUUCAUCAAGGAAUUCAACGGAACCGUUGUCGACUUCUCACGCCAGAGAGUCACAGAGGAGACCAUGUCCUUGCUCCUGAACUUGGCAAAGGAGGCAGAAGUGGAAGAGAAGAUCAGGCAGAUGUUUGCAGGAGAGCAUAUAAAUCAAACAGAGAAUCGAGCAGUUUUGCAUGUGGCGCUGCGGGCUCCGAAAGAUGAGGUCAUUACGUUUGACGGGAAGAAUGUCGUGCCAGAUGUGCAUCAGGUGCUGGAGAAGAUCAAGGUUUUCUCUGACAAAGUCCGAAGUGGAGAAUGGGUUGGAGCAACAGGCAAGCCGCUGACGGAUGUGGUUUGCAUUGGGAUAGGAGGUAGCUUCCUGGGCCCGCUAUUUGUGCACACUGCGCUCCAGACGGAACCGAAGAGCGCUGAAGCUGCAGGAAAUCGCCAACUGAGAUUCCUGUCAAAUGUUGAUCCUGUCGAUAUUUCUCUCAAUCUUGAUGGGCUUCAACCGGAGACAACACUGGUGGUGGUCGUGUCGAAGACUUUCACAACCGCAGAGACAAUGUUGAAUGCUCGAACUGUUCGCAGCUGGAUCAUCUCAUCACUUGGGGAAUCGGCAGUUGCCAAGCAUAUGGUCGCAGUGAGUACUAACUUGAAGCUGGUGGGUGAGUUUGGAAUCAACACAGAUAAUGCUUUCGGUUUCUGGGACUGGGUGGGAGGGCGAUACAGUGUGUGCAGCGCUGUUGGAGUGCUCCCACUGGCUCUGCAAUACGGUUUUGAAAAUGUCUCUCAGUUUCUUCAGGGGGCAUGGGACAUGGACACGUGUUUCCGCGAUGCUCCAUUUGAUGAAAAUAUUCCAGUUCUCCUUGGCCUCAUCACCACCUGGAAUGCGACCUUCCUUGGUUUCAGCUCGAGGGCCAUUCUUCCGUACUGCCAAGCUCUUUCAAAGCUUGCUCCCCACAUCCAGCAGGUGAGCAUGGAGAGCAAUGGCAAGGGUGUUACGAUCGAGGGCCUCCCCAUACCUUAUCCCACUGGUCAGAUCGACUUUGGGGAGCCUGGAACAAAUGGGCAGCACAGCUUUUACCAGCUGAUUCAUCAGGGGCGAGUUGUUCCGUGCGACUUCAUCGGAGUGAUCAAGAGCCAACACCCUGUCUACCUCAAAGGUGAGAUGGUGAGCAAUCACGAUGAGCUGAUGUGCAAUUUCUUCGCGCAGGCCGAUGCUCUGGCAAAUGGCAAGACAAGGGAGGAGCUUCUGACUGAGGGGGUGUCAGAGGCAUUGGUUCCACACAAGACCUUCACUGGCAAUCGUCCAUCGUCGAGCAUCUUGCUUCCAGCGCUAACGCCAUACACAGUUGGUCAGCUGCUGUCCAUGUACGAGCAUCAGGUGGCUGUGCAAGGCUUCAUCCUUGGCGUCAACAGCUUCGACCAGUGGGGAGUGGAGCUUGGAAAGGUUCUGGCCCUGAAAGUCCGAAAGCAGGUCAGCAAGUCUAGGACCGAAGGUGGCAAGGUUACGGACUUCAAUUAUUCGACGAAUUAUCUUCUCAACCGCUAUUUACAGGAAAAGGAGGAAAAUACUGAGACGUUCGGAUGAAAAUAUAUAGAGCAAUGGUUAGGUACAGUGGGUGCACAACCGGCAAGGGUCAUCAGAUGGGUGAGACCAUUCUGUGAAGUUCUGUCCACAUUCUUGCUCAAGCACGGACACACACAUUAGCACAGAGCCUGCCGUAAACAGACACCCAAAAGAAAUUAGAAUUACAUCAGAAGGGGCGAGAGCCUUCUGAGGAUGCUCGAAAGACCGUCACACAAUGCAGAGUUUGCGACCCAGCUGUGACAAUGAAAGCCAAGGAAUGCACAGCAGGUGCGUGAAAGACAGUCACACAAUGCAGAGUUUGCGAUCCAGGUGUGACAAUGAAAGCCACGGAAUGCACGGCAGGUGCGUGUACACGCACGUGCGGUGGAAGGUGUUCAGUACUGAGAAAUAGAAAAUAUAUAGUGGUACAUGUUACACUAGAAAUCUGGUAUCCGGCGCUACUCACAGGUUAGUCUCACUUGCUUUUUUUGCUCUUGGUUCUAGUACUGAUGUAUCAUAUUUAUUAUAGCCAACUUCAACAAAAAUAUCGUCUCAAUUCUUUUGUGAUCUAUCCGGUAGAAAAAAUUGAAACUCACUCUUAGACUCCAUUUCAGUUAGGCAUGCUGCUCCACAGUCUAGGUUGUGAAAGGUCAUCCCAGAUGUUGUCGUAGCAGGGGGCAUGGAGGGGGGAAAGGUGUGUGUGUGUGUGUGUGUGUGUGUGUGUGUGUGUGUGUGUGGAGGGGAGUGUGUGUGUGUGUGUGUGGAGGUGUGUGUGUGUGUGUGUGUGUGUGUGUGUGUGUGUGUCACAGAAGAAAUUUAGAAAUUCUUAACCGCAAAGCAUAGUGAGACACACCCAACCCCAUACUCCGCUAGCCCUUCUCUCCCUUCCAUCCCCACUCCUCUCCUGGCCCCCUCCCCAUCUUCCAGCGGGAUCCCCUUUCUGUACCCCCUGCCUCACCCCCCUUUCUUGCCCUUUCCACCAUCACAGGAGGGACCAGCCUGCGAAAAAUACGAAAGAAAAACAAAGGCUUAACCAGGAU